AUGUAUUUUGGGUGUUACCGUAUUAUAUGGGGUUUAGGACUGUCAUGGAUUGCAUAUUAUUGUGCUAUUUAUAGAAACAUGACCAGUGGUCAUGUAUUUCGUACGGGUGAAUGUCCUACAGUUGACUCAAUGGCCGACUUUAGUAUUGACCAGUUUCUGGGGGAAUGGUAUGUCAUACAAAAGUUUCGAUCGGCCAGCGAUUGUGUUCGCGAAAACUUUACCAAAAUAGAGGACAGGUAUUGUGUGAGUCGGAUAUCCAAUCUGUUGGGAUCACCAGUUAUAUCCACUGUUAAUGGUGUCAUAGAGUUUCCUAAAAACGGUUCGCAAUCGGAAAUGUCAAUCAACUAUCCACUGUCCGACACAGGUAUCAUAAAUAUCAAACACUAUGCCGUAUUGGCCACCGAUUACGACAGCUAUGCACUGGUCUGGAACUGUCAGCCAAUGAUUGUCGGCCACCGACAGUCGGCACAGAUUAUGUCCAGACGGCCAACACUUGAUAGAAAAGUUAUUGCCGAACUCCGGGAACUACUGGCCAACUAUGAUAUCAACCAACACUAUCUGACUAUUGUACGACAGACUAACUGUCCGAAUAUUGUUGAUAAUACAACACUGGAUAAACCGGUAAUCGUUUUAGACGAUGAUGUCAACUGUAAUAAGGAUAAACCAGUAAACAGUCGGCCAGUGAAUAAUAAUCAUCGAUCGGGUAUAUCAUUACGUAUCGGUCCAUUUCAUUUUAGUGCAAUACUACCGUUUUUCAAAUAA
Messenger RNA from Oppia nitens, 762 nucleotides. RefSeq names its product apolipoprotein D-like. Gene Ontology annotation, biological process: symbiont-mediated perturbation of host defenses. Bases 1 to 762 code for a protein of 253 amino acids. Lineage: Eukaryota; Metazoa; Arthropoda; Arachnida; Sarcoptiformes; Oppiidae. The transcript has 3 exons. The record is from RefSeq and is a predicted model, not a curated record. Gene Ontology annotation, molecular function: pigment binding.